CGCGGCUCUCGGCUCGACUUACUCCUGCGCGCUGCUACCCCUCAUCUUCUCUAAACUCUGGUCUGGAGAGCCUCCUAUUACCGCUUGAACCUCCUCGAAAACCCUGAAGCUAGCGCAUCUUCGGAAUGGUUGUCCUCGCAGCUUCAAUAUGCACGAAGGGCGGAAAACCCAUCGUGUCUCGCCAGUUCCGUGACAUGUCGCGAGCGAGGAUAGAGUCCCUUCUCGCGUCCUUCCCGAAACUCAUCCCGACCAACACUCAACACACGUCGGUCGAAACAACCGACGUCCGCUAUGUCUAUCAACCACUGGAAGACCUCUAUAUAAUCCUCAUCACGAAUAAGGCGUCCAACAUCCUGCAAGACAUCGACACUUUACAUCUCUUCGCGCGCGUUGUCUCCGACCUCUGCAGGAGUGCGGAGCAGCGCGAGAUCGUCAAGAACGAGUUCGAACUGCUCUUCGCGUUCGACGAGAUCGUGAGCCUGGGGUACAGGGAACCGGUCAACCUGAUGCAGGUGCGGAACGUGCUCGAGAUGGAGAGUCACGAGGAGAAGAUCCAGGAGAUCAUUGCCCGGAACAAAGAAGCAGAGGCGAAGGAAGAGCUCAAGCGUCGCGCCAAGCAGCUCGAGAUGCAGCGCCGGGAGCAGCAGAGGCGCGCCGCCGCCGGUGCGCCGUCCGGGGGAGGCUACCUCGGCGGUGGCAUCUCUGGGUACGCGCCAGUCGCCCAGCGCGAAUAUACCCCUCCUGCGGCGAUCCGCACCAACUCGCCUGCGCCGUCCAGUCUCCGGGCACCCGCAUUCAAGGGCAGCGGUAUGAAGUUGGGUGGCAAGAGGACCCAGCAAUCGGCACUGCUGGAUGCCCUUGGUGGAGAGGCUCUUCUCUCCGAGGACAUGUCUGCGCCAGGCACUCCCGCUGUCUCCCACACUCCCGAGCCCGUCGCGUCAGCACCGAAGAAUGAUCGUGGUAGCUUACCCCCAGUCGAGGCGCAGAGCGUGCACGUUAUCGUUAAAGAGUUUAUCAACCUGGAACUCAUGCGCGAAGGCGGUCUGACCAACCUCGAAUUGCGGGGUGACAUGAACCUGCAGAUCUCGGACCCCGACCUGGCGCGUCUGAAACUCACGCUGGCCCCCGCGCCUGCUAGCUACGGCCCUGAGCUGCAAUUCAAGCAGCACCCGCAGGUCGCGAAAUUUGCAGCGAACAGGGACCGCGUUGUGGCGCUCAAAGACGCUUCGCGCAGUUUCCCCGUCGGCCAGCCGCUUGCCGUGCUGAAGUGGAGAUACUCCGGCAAGGACGAGACGUAUGUCCCGCUGUCGAUCAACUGCUGGCCCACGCCGUCCAACGACGGGACGUGCGACGUGAACAUUGAGUACGAGCUCGAGGCCGAGCACGUUUCCUUGCACGACGUCGUGAUCUCGAUCCCCUUGCCGGAUGGGUCGUAUCCCACGGUCUCGUCGCACUCGGGCGAAUGGUCGCUCAACCCGUCGAGCCAUUCCCUCGACUGGGCCAUCCCGCUCGUCAACGCGGAGGAGCGGUCCGGCUCGCUCGAGUUCUCCGUUGGCGGGGACGACCCUGGGGUCUUCUUCCCCGUCAGCGUGUCGUUCGUUGGAGAGGGCAGCGUCGCGGGCGUCCACCUGGCGUCGGUCGCGCGCAUCGACAACGGCGAGGACGUCACGUUCUCGGAGGAUGCGACCGUGGUCGUCGAAAACUAUACCGUCGUCUAGAUUGUACAUCGGCAUGUUUAUGUAUUCGUCAGCAAGGAGGUGUAUCGAUGGAUCAAUCGUCGUCUGUCCGAAUCGGAAUGUGCGCAUACAAAGUCCCAGGGGUGAGAGUACUCCAGUCAGUAACUAGUCCGCGGUGUCCUUGAGACGCCAGAUACAUGAUCGGCGGUCUCUAACCAGUCCGUGGUACGUGCAUAUGGUAUGGUGGUAUGGUAUCGAUCGUGUCCAGUCCAUGUCCGAGAUGUCCUCGUGGUAUGUGUAUCAUCUGCCAAAUUUUCAUCGUGAGUGCGGGAGAGCGUACGAGCUCACAGUCUUGCUCUUCAGGUGCAUCGCAGCCAGGUUCUCGCCCAUCUCGUUUAUGUCGUUCGUCGAGUUCACCCGCGCCCUUCCGGGCAUCCGUCCGUUGAACGAGCCGGUGGGAGGUGCCAGCCGUUGGUCGCUGAUCGUGCGGUGGUUCGGGAAGAACGACAUCCUCCCGUUGGCCGCUCCUGCGUCCCCAACGAUGUCCGGGGUAGAGUGCCUUGGGAAAAGCACCGGCGAGCCAGGGGGCAUCAACCCCAUUUGCGGAAAUACGGGCGGGGUAGGCACGAACGGGAUCCCAGGCGCCAUGGACGGGCUCCAGCUGGGGCCGCGCAGCAUGGGGGAUACGCCCUUGGGCACGCGUGGAACGGGCGCCUUGGUGUCCGGGUCGAACAGCGCCUGGAGCCCGAGCAGGCACAUGAACGCCGCGUUCCCGGCGUUGUGCAGCACGCGCUGGACAUCCACGCCGAGUGACUGGAGUAGCGCCGCGAGCGAGAGGCUGGAGCCCUGCUCGCGGGCCUUCCCGGACGGCUCCUGCAUCGCGCCGCGCUGGCCGGUGCUGUAUAGCUGGCGCUCGAACGCCAUCGUGUCGACGAUGAGCAGAUUGUGUGGGAGCUUGAUCCUCAUUUCCUCGAGGCGGCGGAGGUCUCCGGUGGUCCCGUGUGCGACAAGCACGAGUGUAUUUGGGAUCGUCUCCGAGUCGGGGCUCAUCAGGCUGCUGAUGAUGGCUUGGAUCAUGUGUGACAGCUUGGCUUUCGGGACGACCUGGCUUUCACCGAACGCAUAUGCCCAAGGAAAACUUGGCCGGUGCCUGUUGUGCACCUUGUCCACAUACUCCGCAACAAUGUAGUGCCCACGUCUGUAGUUUGGCUCCGGAUCAGGAGGCCAUGCUCCAGCUGUAUCAAGGUGUCCGCAGCGCACGGCAGCGUAGCCCCACUCAACGCACGACGCGGAAUUGCGUUCCGACCAUUCAAAGUCAAUGGCCAAGAAAGUCUUGUCUCUAGAGGCCCACAGCUCUCGGACGCUCUGGGGCUCGCCGUUCCGCACUCGGACCUUCU
Messenger RNA from Trametes versicolor FP-101664 SS1, 3073 nucleotides. Its product is annotated as coatomer subunit delta. Lineage: Eukaryota; Fungi; Basidiomycota; Agaricomycetes; Polyporales; Polyporaceae. The record is from RefSeq and is a predicted model, not a curated record. Gene Ontology annotation, cellular component: cytosol; COPI vesicle coat. Gene Ontology annotation, biological process: endoplasmic reticulum to Golgi vesicle-mediated transport; retrograde vesicle-mediated transport, Golgi to endoplasmic reticulum; Golgi localization. The coding region runs from base 126 to 1718 and encodes 530 amino acids. The transcript has 13 exons.